CUGUAGAUUGAAAGCGAUCCGUUUGAGAAAAAAAUGACCUUUGAACAACAUAUAAACUGCCCAACUUUACAUAACAAGACAGCAGACGACCUAAUGGUGACCUGAGAAGGUAGAAACAGCUCCACCCUACCUGAAGAGGAGGAGGAGGAGGAGGGGGAGGAAGGCGGAAGAGAUACCUAACAGCGCCCUACAAGGAGCCAUUUAUUUGGAUCACUAUUUACGCUGAAGGAUCUGAAUACUUCCGGCCCUCUGCCAGGACAUCCAGGGACGGCAUGGAUUAUGGUUCUUGGAAAAGGUAAUUAUUAAGUAUAUAUCAUUCAUCUUAUUCAUCGUUUAAAAAAAAAAAAAGAGCCAAAUGAAUCUGUUAAACGACGCGUGACCUGGUCAGGACAUUUUUGAAUUCUGCUGUCCAGAGAAAGCGAAGGCCGGUUAGAUUAGAUUAUAAAUACGCCAUCUAAGAAAAUAUUUGCCAACUGGAGAGCUUCAUUUGAAACUGGAACUGCAGAAGGUAUCACGCCUGCUCUGCCUUUGGGGCUCCGCUCAGUUUCUGCUGCAGUUCAAGUUGAAGGAGUCAAGUGUGGCUGCGGAGAACUGCAAGUCCCAGAGAUCUCGGCAUCAGUGAACCUGGAACCAGGGUUUGAAUAACAUGGCAGCGCCGUCCAGCAACACAUGCGGGCUCAUGGAGCGGUCGAUCCGGGAGCGGGUCCCGCCGCUGCUGACGGACCUGUACCAGUUCACCAUGGCCUACGCGUACUGGCGGGCCGGACGGCACCAGGAGCCCGCCGUGUUCGAGCUCUUCUUCAGGGACAAUCCGUUCGGCGGCGGCUUCUCGCUGUUCGCCGGGCUGCACGACUGUCUGCUGUUCCUGCGCAGCUUUCGCUUCACAGACGAAGAUGUGGAGUUCCUGCGCUCCGUCCUGCCCCCGACCACCGACCCGGCCUUCUUCCAGUUCCUGCGAGGCCUUGACUGCUCAGGUGUCACACUCCGCUCCGUCCCAGAAGGCACUGUUGUCUUUGCCAGGGUGCCUCUGAUGGAGGUGGCAGGUCCGCUGGCUGUGGUCCAACUGCUGGAGACCAGUUUAUUGUGUCUGGUUAACUACGCCAGUCUGGUGUGUAGUAACGCUGCCCGCUUCCGCCUGGCGGCCGGCCCCAGGAGGAAGCUGCUGGAGAUGGGCCUCAGGAGGGCUCAGGGACCAGAUGGAGGGCUCACCGCCUCACGAUACACACAUAUCGGAGGGUUUGAUCUCACCAGUAAUGUUCAGGCUGGUUUCCUGUUCGGGAUCCCCAUCGCAGGAACCAUGGCACACUCAUACGUCACUUCCUUUACCUCCCUAGAGGAGGUGUGGCCACAGACUCUUGUGGCAGUGAAGGGGGAGCCUGACCCAGUCGACUUCAUCUCGUUGACGAAGGGCUGGCUGAGUCGUGUCUGUGAGCUUCUGGGUGCUGAGCCGGGGAAGAUCCGCGAGGGCGAGUUGGCAGCCUUCCUGUCCUACGCCAUCGCCUACCCUCACAACUUCCUUCCUGUGAUUGACAGCUACAGUGUCAGCUGCAGUGGUGUGUUGAACUUCUGCGCCGUGGCGUUGGCGCUGUGUGAACUGGGCUACAGGCCGGUGGGAGUUCGUCUGGACAGCGGGGACCUCUGCAGGCAGUCGGUCGACGUCCGUCGUCUCUUCAGACUCUGCAGCGAGCAUUUCUCCAUCUCCACCUUCGAUUCACUGAUCAUCGUUGGGACUAAUAACAUCUCAGAGCAGAGCAUGGUAGAGCUCAACAAGAAGGAGAAUGAGAUCGACGUGGUCGGUGUUGGAACACAUCUGGUCACCUGCACAAAACAACCCUCACUAGGUUGUGUGUAUAAGCUGGUGGAGGUGAGGGGGAGGCCCAGGAUGAAGAUCAGUGAGGAUCCAGAGAAGAGCACCGUCCCCGGGAGGAAAGCUGUCUACAGACUAGUAGACAGUGAGGGCCAUCCUUUUCUGGACCUGGUGAGUCUGGCAGUGGAGUCUCCUCCAGAGGCAGGACUCCCACUGAGCUGCUAUCCUCUGGGGUGUGAUAACACCUCUGUCUCAGUCACUCCAGCUCAGGUCACCUGUCUGCGCCAGGAAGCGUUUACCAAAGGACAGGUCACACACCCUCUGUGCAGCGCUGCAGAAACUAGAGCAAAGGUCCAGGGCUCCCUGCAGACUCUGAACCCUCGACACAAGAGACUGCAGGAACCAGACUCUUACACAGUGGCGUUGUCAGAGAAACUCCACAACCUGGUCACAGAAAUCCGAAAAGGCAGCUCCAACAACAGCAACUUUCUCUUAGCCAACUAAAGAAAGAGAGACGCACAUUUAUGUGUUCUCAUCGCCUGGCUUCAUGUCUGUUUAUUGACACUAUUCUCCACAGUGCCUUACAGUAAAAGGAGUGCAUACAUUUGUUAUGCGUUGCCUUAUGAAACCUUCACAGUGUUAACACUAUACUUCAAAUACAGGAAAUGACAGUUGUGUUGUUUCCUUUGUAUCUAAUGCCUAUUAAAAGAGGUUCAGAUGAGGACAGACUGGGACAGACUGAAGCAAAUGAUAACAAAUCCUCCUUAUAACUAAAUGGAUUUUUCUUCUGGAGACUGUUGUUUUCAAGGAGCAACUGCUGCAGAAGCAUCAGACAAGCAAGACUAAUUGAAAUGACGGAUAAUUGAACUGUUGAGUUACUCACACUUGAUUUUAACCUUAAAAUAAGUUAUAAAAUGGCGCUGAACUUUGAUUUCUUUCUCUCUUUUUUUCUCUCCUUUUUGUUCAUGAGGGUACCUUCUGUCCAAAUGUUAAAAAAAACUAAAUAAAGAACAGAAGUCUCA
Molecule: messenger RNA, 2829 nt
Organism: Thunnus maccoyii (southern bluefin tuna)
Lineage: Eukaryota; Metazoa; Chordata; Actinopteri; Scombriformes; Scombridae
Gene: naprt
Product: nicotinate phosphoribosyltransferase
Exons: 15
Coding region: 647-2311 (554 amino acids)
Biological process (GO): NAD+ biosynthetic process
Molecular function (GO): nicotinate phosphoribosyltransferase activity
Source: RefSeq, a predicted model, not a curated record